Molecule: messenger RNA, 1343 nt
Organism: Dendrobium catenatum
Lineage: Eukaryota; Viridiplantae; Streptophyta; Magnoliopsida; Asparagales; Orchidaceae
Product: protein TIC 22, chloroplastic
Exons: 8
Coding region: 93-968 (291 amino acids)
Biological process (GO): protein transport
Cellular component (GO): chloroplast
Source: RefSeq, a predicted model, not a curated record
UAAUUAUACUACACCUACAGCUUGAAGGGAAACGAUGGCAAAAGCCGCUUGGUAGGAGAACCCUGCUAUUCCAGAGACGGAGAGGGAGGACGAUGCCGAGUUCUUCCUCCACGUUACCUCUUUCAGCAGUUUCAAUGGAUUCCUCGUCUUCAUCUCCUCCUCCAAUUCCUAACCCUUUCGCCUCCCUAUCUUCCUUUAUCCAGCACCAGCUCUGCCGCCUCAGUGCCGACCUCUCCACCCGAUUAGCCGUCGUUCGCCGCCAAGCCCUCGCUGCCACUUGUGCUCCGGCGGAAUUUCCUUUCGCUGCACUUUCUAUGGCGGCCCAAGGGCGGCACGCUUUCGACAUCGCACUGAGCGCCGAUUAUGUUGCCCGGACACUUGCCGGCACGGCGGUGUACACCGUCGGCAACGCCAAUAACGAGUUUGUCCUCGUCUCCGACCCCAAUAAUGGGGCCAGAUCACUCGGACUUCUCUGCUUUCGCGAAGAGGAUGCUCAAGCUCUUCUCACUCAGGUUCAGCUCCGGCAACCGAUUUUGGGGAGGGGGGCAAGGGUUGUUCCCAUUAAUCUCGAUCAGGUAUAUUUGCUAAAGGUUGAGGGCAUUGCAUUUCGGUUUCUGCCUGAUCCUCUUCAAAUAAAGAAUGCACUAGAGUUAAAAUUUGCAGAUCGUUCCAGAGGCUUUGAUGGAGUUCCUGUGUUUCAGUCGGAACUUCUAGUUAUUAAGAAGAAGAAUCGGCGCUACUGUCCCAUUUACUUUCAGAAGGAAGAUCUAGAGAGGGAACUUUUGAAAGUUACGAGGGGACCCCGAGGACCUUCUCUUUCUCAACAUAUAAUGGUUGGUAGUUUGGAAGAUGUUCUUAAAAAAAUGGAGUCGCAGGUGAAUGACAAGAAUUCUGGGUGGGAAGAUCUAAUUUUUAUCCCACCUGGAAAAAGUUACACCCAACAUAUCAAAGAAGUUGCGUCAGGAUAAUUGGAAUUCAAACUAAUUUUAACUGAGGUUUUGGUUGAGACAGUUUUUUUAUUGCUUCUUAAAACAGCUUUUUAAUAUUAAAAUUUUAAUUUUUGAACUAAAAACCGUUUUAAGAAGAAGUAAAAAAACUGUCUCAAACGAGCCUGAGUUUGUGGCUUUAACCAAGUAUAAGUUUAGUUCUGGCAGUUUCAAAAAAUGCAGGAUUUUUAUUAUUUGAGAUUAGUAAGGCGAUAGAGAGGAAAAGAGAGAUGGAUGUUGCUGCUCCUGUAAGGAUUUUUUUUUUUUUUUCAAUUCGAGGAUGAUUUUAUAACUGAUCUUGUGUGUGUGCGUAUGUGUGUGUGUGUUUUUUUUUUAAAUAUCUGGUGGCAUUAGUUU